Scophthalmus maximus (turbot) is the source of this 1845-nucleotide messenger RNA. RefSeq names its product monoacylglycerol lipase abhd6-A. The record is from RefSeq and is a predicted model, not a curated record. The transcript is spliced from 9 exons. Bases 164 to 1183 code for a protein of 339 amino acids. Lineage: Eukaryota; Metazoa; Chordata; Actinopteri; Pleuronectiformes; Scophthalmidae.
GAGGAGAAAGAGGAGGAAGAGGAGGAAGAGGAGGAGGAGGAGGAAGAGGAGGAAGAGGAGGAAGAGGAGCCGGUAGCCGAGCGGAGGACAGGACAGCGGCUCAGACGGACCGAAGGGGAACCGGGACAGGUACGGUGCCUCGCCCGAACAGUCGUGUACAACGAUGGAGUUGAAUGCUGCUAAAAUGAUAAUCCUAGUCAGCGGUAUUGGGGUGCUCCCCUUCGUCGCCUUUGCAGCCUUUCUCAUCUGCCCAGGAGCGCUGCUGAAGGCCUACAACUGGUACUUGCGUCGCAGUUUGGGCCUGGUGGUCCGUUACUCUCGCAGUGGAAGUUACCGCUUCUGUUAUUCCAGCCGCGGGUCCCCGGGGGGCGCCACCCCGUCGCUGCUGCUGCUGCACGGCUUCUCCGCCAACAAGGACAUGUGGUUUCCCAUCAUCAAGCACCUCCCCAGAAACCAGCACGUGGUCUGCGUGGACAUGCCGGGACACGGGGGGACGAGUCGCACCGGCACCGAGGACUACAGCAUCCACGGCCAGGUCGCCCGAAUCCACCAGUUUGUGCGGAGUAUCGGCCUCGAUAAAAGACCCUUCCACCUGGUCGGCACGUCGAUGGGCGGGAAUGUCGCGGGGGUGUACGCUGCCCGCCACCCGGCCGACCUGUCCGGCGUCACCCUGAUGUGCCCGGCAGGUCUGGUUUAUCCCACAGACUCCGAGUUCAUCACCCACCUGAAGGAGCUCAAGGACACUCUGAAUGAGGACGCCAUCGCUCUGAUCCCCACCACCCUGCAGGACCUGAAGAACAUGCUGAGGCUCUGCUGCCACAAGCCACUCAACCUCCACCGACAGAUCCUCCAAGGUCUCCUGGACAACCGCAUCCCAGACAAUGGUUUCUACAAAGAAGUUUUCAUGGAGAUUGUCGGGGAGAAGUCUAUUCACGCGCUGCAGGAAAGCCUGCACCUGAUCACAGCGCCCCUGCAGGUCAUCUGGGGGAAGGAAGAUCUGGUGCUGGACGUUUCGGGGGCGGCGGUCCUGCAGGCGGCGCUGCCGAGCUGCCAGGUGGAGCUCCUGGACAACUGCGGCCACACCGUGGGGUUGGAGCGGCCGAGGAAAUCCGCCAAGCUCAUCAUGGACUUCCUGUCCGCGCAGAAAAUCAACGGAGGAGACGACGUCAAGAAACAAUCCUGAAGAAAACUUUUUGACACCACACCGCGCUGACCUCUGAAAACUUUGCGGUGGACGACGGCGGCUGCCCGAAGAGAGUGAUUGUUGUGACGGAGAUGAUGAGGAUGUUAACGAUAGGGUGUGAUAAGUGUGGUGGUUGAAACUGUAAAACUGAAACGAAUGCUCAAAAAUACCACAGACUGAUGACCCGUUUGGAUUUCACACACGAAAAGAGUCCACUUCAGGAUUUUGAACAUUUCUCUCUCAGAAAACAGUAUUUUUGUCUCUUGUUUCAUUGAAUGACAUCGUCAUCUGUUUGUGUUUGUUAAGUCUCCUGCUGCAUAUUUAAUCUCAUCUCAAAAAACCCAUUUAGAUUCAAAUUCCCACAAAUGAAAAAUAUUGAAGGUGAAUGAGUUGUGUGAUCUUUAGAAACUAAAAAGAGUUUGAUUAAUGAGGGUUGAGUCAAUAAUUUUAGCAUUUGUCUCUGUGAACUUGAUUAUUAAUUUGAUUGAUUGAUUUUUUGUUUUGUUUGUUGGGUGGCAACUCAAUCCUUUACAGCUCUAUGAAGGAUUUCAACCAUUGCCUUCGCACAUAUUUAAGGUGAAUCUUCUGCAUCGCAUCACCAGCACUACAUUGUACAACAAGAGUUGUGUAACUCCCAAUAAACAUGACUCUGUACCGAGAAA